This is a messenger RNA of Brachypodium distachyon (stiff brome), 2039 nucleotides long. Its product is annotated as plant UBX domain-containing protein 11. Gene Ontology annotation, molecular function: protein binding. The record is from RefSeq and is a predicted model, not a curated record. The transcript is spliced from 10 exons. NCBI's taxonomy places the organism in Eukaryota, Viridiplantae, Streptophyta, Magnoliopsida, Poales, Poaceae. Bases 197 to 1783 code for a protein of 528 amino acids.
CUUGGUGUCUCCGGAUGGAACAAGGCUCCGUCUCAUCGAUCCGGUUCGUCCCAGGCUACGUCUUCGGCAGUUCCUUCCUCUUUGCUACUCCAUCGCCGGUCCAAGAAGCCGCUUGCUCGUUGCCUGCUCCGCAGCCCCUCCGUCUCUCCUUUACCGGAAUCGGGAUCCGGACCGUCCUUUUCUUACGGAAAAUACGAUGAAAUCCUUGACGUACAAAGGAUCCAUUCCAGAUGCAAUUAAUCAAUCAAGAAGGGAGAAAAAACUAUUUGUUGUCUACUUGUCAGGUGAAGAUGAGACUUCACGUGGUUUGGAAUGUUCAACAUUGGUUGAUGAACAUGUGGCCCAAGUGAUAGGAAGAUAUUGCAUAUUCUUGCAUCUGAAACAAGGCAAUGUUGAUGCAUUGCAAUUUUCAGCCAUCUAUCCACAGAAAUCUAUACCAAGUGUAUCUGUAAUUGGACUGAAUGGCGUUAUGUUAUGGAAUCACGAGGGAUAUAUUAGGCCUGAAGAUCUCAAAGAAAACAUUGAGAAAGCUUGGGCUGCCCUUCAUGUGCAGGAGACAGAAGCAACCUUGUUAACAGCAUCAAGAAUGGCUGAACCUGUGAAUACUGAUUCUACCUCUCUGCCUGCUCAAGAUGGUUCAUCUACUUCAGAAAAUCAUUCUAAUUCAUCAAGUAAAUCCAUUGGCUGUUCGGCAGUUAGUGAAUUUGAUAAUUCUACUGAUUUCGUAGCAGUUGCACAAACACCUAAUAGCACAGGCCAUGCUGUACUUCUCAAGAUAAAUGAACAAGAAAGCUCGGAAUCAGAUUCAGCUCCAGGCGAUAUAAGUGUUGAGGAAAAGCUAGAUUCAGCAUGUAAGGCUGCUUUGCCAGAUUGUUCAGGGAGUUCAAACGUGGACAGUUGCAAAAAUCCAAUUCAAAGAGACAGUACACUGUCACCAAAAAGAAAGAAUAAAGUGAAUGGAAGUGGCACUGCAGCUCCUUCAGAGCCAAUUCCUAGCAUAACCAAUGAUAGAAGUAUUUCUUCAAAGUCACCUGUGGAACAAGAUAAGGCGACUUCAAGCACUCCUACUGAACUGACCACAAAUUCUGCAAAGAAAGAUGAUAUUCAGCUGGUGAUUCGUAUGUCUAAUGGACCUAGCCUACAGAUUAAAUUGACAAAAGGAGAUGUUUUAAGGAAGGUGAAGAAUUUUGUGGAUGAAAACCAAGGCAGUGGGGUUGGAUCAUAUAAUCUUGCGAUGCUUUACCCAAGAACAUUAUUCACGGAACAAGAUAUGGAGAAAACAUUGUAUGAGCUGGGUAUUGAAACCCGCCAGGCUCUUCUUGUUGUUCCAAACCAUCAAUCUGUUAAAGUUCCAAGGCAUCAAUUGUCAUCACCAUCCAGAGGUUUUGACCGCCAUAAGGAUUCUGACAAUUCAGGCAGUUCUGGAUAUUGGGGUAUUCUGGGGUCAGCCCUAUCAUACAUUAAUCCUUUGUCUUACUUAAGGGGAGAUCCCACUUCAUCAAAUCCUGAGCAACUGGGAAAUGAAGGCUCCCAGCAGUACAGACGGAGCUCUAGUCCCUUGAAUCAUCCUGGAACGGAGGCAGCUUCUGAACCUCGACCUCUUGCCAGUAACCGGAGCCAAGAAACAGCUAGUCAUAGCUCUGGAAAUUCCUUGAGAAGGCGGCCCCGACAGUUUGGUGCCAAUAUUCACACUCUGAGCAGUGAAGAACAAGGUCCAUCUGAUGAUAGAAAUGUUUUCUGGAAUGGGAAUUCUACCGAGUUUGGAAGCGAUGACAAGAAAUAGUGUUAUGAUAUCAGAAUGAAGUUGAUACCUGAUCCAUGCAUGAAUUAUUGGGAAAUAAAUAUGCCGGGAACAAUCUGUACUAAUUACGUGGUUUAAAAGAGUCACCUUGUAGCUCACUUCGGCGGCAGUGAUUAUGCAUAAUACCGAGCGGUGUUAUUUCGCUGUACAUCAUGCUCUUAAUGUUUAGUUUCGUGGUUGGGGUGAUUUCUCUUGGCUCGCACAAAAGCACAGUGAAAAGAAAUGCUUUUGGUCGAAA